CACCAACACGUGACCAUGCCAAGCUCCUCUUCCUCCUCCAACCCCUUCCACUCCCUCACCUUCAACCUCCCCUUCCCCCCCGCCCCCUCCUCUUGCUCCACCUCGGCCUCUUCGCCUCCGGCUCCGGCUCCUCACCUCGCCUUCCCGCUCCUCCUCCCCGUCUCCUCGGCCUCAACCACCUCUUCCUACUCCCCUGCGUCCCAUCUCAUCCCCCAGCCGCAGCGGCUCCCGGGCGAGCGGAUGGCCGGCCCUGCCGCGGCGAGCGGCGGGAAGGGGGUAUCAGCGGGUAAGAGCCCCGGGGGCCCCGCGUUCGUGGGCCAGGUGUUCACCAUGCUCGACCCCUCCGGGAACGGCCUCAUGGCCGUCACCUCACGCUUCGACCUCCCGCACUUCAUCGCCCACAGGACUCCUACGUGGUUCAAAAGGAUAUUAUCACCAUUGAAGAAGAGUGAAAGCAGUCCAGUGUUUAGAUUUUUCAUGGAUUUAAAUGAUUCAGUAUCCUAUGUUAAACGGCUAAAUGUCCCAAGUGGCAUGGUGGGGGCCUGUCGCCUUGAUGUGGCAUACGAACAUUUCAAGGAAAAGCCCCACAUGUUCCAGUUUGUUCCAAAUGAAAAACAGGUCAAGGCUGCUAAUAAGCUCUUAAAGUCAAUUCCACAAAAGAGCAGACGAAAAAAACUAGCUGGUGUUCCUGUUUUUAGCGCUCAAAAUUUAAAUAUUGCAGUGGCAACAGAUGAUGGAAUUAGAUGGUAUUCACCUUACUUUUUUGAUAAAAACUUGCUGGACAAUAUUCUUGAAGCUUCAAUGGAUCAGCAUUUUCAUUCAAUAAUUCAAAAUCGCCAUAUACGACGUAGGAGAGAUAUUGUUGAUGAUAGUUUAACAUCAGAAAUACUUGAAGAAAGUGCAGACAGCUUGCUUGAGCCCCCAGAGGUUCAAGAAUUGAUGAAUGAGAUUGGUCCUGCUGGAAUACCAUUAAGUGUUGUAACCAAAGCUGCGGAGAUUCAGCUUCUUGAUGUCGUUGAUAAACUACUUCUAGGAAAUAAGUGGCUCAGAAAAGCUACUGGAAUACAACCACGUUUUCCUUAUGUUGUUGACUCAUUUGAAGAAAGGACUGCUCUUUCAGUUGACAGGACUGCUACCUCCAGUAAUAGUUGUACUGCUUCUAAGGAUGCUGACUUCUUCACAAAUGAUCAGCAAUCUCAAGCUUUGGAGCCAAAUGUUGAUAGCGGCAACCACAGGAAACACAAUAGCCGAGAUCAUGGCCAAUCCCACUUCCCAUUUAGCAAUCUGCUUCCCAAUAUAUGGCCUGGGCAUGAUAGAAAGUUCAAAGCGCAAGAACAUGACAACAGAUUCAAAAGAUAUGGUGCCAGCAUGGACAAUGAUCUACAAGCAAACCCUCUUCUGCCCAAAAUCACUAUGGUUGGCAUCUCAAUGAGUGAAGGUGGCCAGAUGAGCAAAGCCAACUUAAAGAAAACAAUGGAGGAGUUGACGAAAGAGUUGGAGCAAGCAGGUGAAAAAACAGUCUUCAGCGACGAGAAAGACCCAUUGUUUGUUGCUAACGUUGGUGAUUACUCAAGAAUUACAAAGAUUAGCUCCACAUGAGAUUCGUUUUUGCUGAACAGAAGCAUCAAGAUUUUCUAAUUUACAUUAUCGCCUACUCAUCCAGUUGACUCUGCAUACUGUGCAUACUUGAUUUCUAACAAAUCACCUGAACAUGUCAAUAUACUGACCUCAAAGGGCCAUACCGCCGCAACAGGCAGGAGCCAGGAGGUCUUGUAUCUAUAUUUGUCAGAUUAUGUGCAAAAUCGACUGUCCACAUUCGGCGUGGAGUUGAUCUCCUAGAUGGUACAAGCAUGGUUUGCAAGAUGUUACUAUUUUUCAGAAUUUUACAGAAGACUGUAGAUUGAUGCUUGUUGGCAUAUAUAUACAGGAUGUUUGUCGCCAUUGUAUGUAGAAUAGGCUGUAAGGAAUAAGGAAGUUUGUUGAUCUAUGCAACGAUGUUUGCAGAGAUGUAUGUAUGUAUACUGCACUGCAAUAAGGAAGUAGGUAAUUUGAAUUUGUCAUGAAUUUGAUGGUGUAACUAGUUAGCCUGAAGGUGAAAGAACAUAUAUGGGUUGUAACUCCUUAUGAUUAGUUAUGUUCUUGGCGACAUACUAUGUGAAAACUUCCAUUCA
Molecule: messenger RNA, 2171 nt
Organism: Brachypodium distachyon (stiff brome)
Lineage: Eukaryota; Viridiplantae; Streptophyta; Magnoliopsida; Poales; Poaceae
Exons: 9
Coding region: 16-1599 (527 amino acids)
Biological process (GO): protein transport
Source: RefSeq, a predicted model, not a curated record